This is a messenger RNA of Cladocopium goreaui, 1491 nucleotides long. NCBI's taxonomy places the organism in Eukaryota, Dinophyceae, Suessiales, Symbiodiniaceae. The record is from the annotation of a GenBank genome assembly.
AUGGCUGGUUUGCACUUGUUGCCUGGCGAGCAUAGUGAAAGUGAGAGCGGCAGUGGUUUCGCCAGAACCGAUGAAACGUCAAGCUGUCAUAGGUCUUUGGCACUUUCUGUUGAAAAAGAGGAGGAGUCUUGGAACCGAAUGAGCCUGGCUUCAAACUCAAUUGCAGUUGGGUGGAGCCUAGUUAAGAAGAACGUGCCAAGAGUCCAGGAUUCCUGGCUAUAUGCAUGUAAGACGGCCUUCUCAAUGUGUAGUGGUGCUGGAACUGCGGAAGCGUCCCGGGCUGUUCUCCAAUCUCUUGUCCAGAAGUUUCCUUUGCCCGGCUGCACACUGGAAAUGGACAUCCAAACAGUGGCCUUGUGGGAAAACGCAUCCAAUUGCAAUCAGCUUCUCUUUGACAACCACCUCUGGUGUAUGCAGACUGUAGGGAAGGACCACCCGAUGCCCCAUUUUUUUGGGAAUAUCUUGGAUUUGAACGACUAUGGCACUUUCAGUCUUCAGGAUUCCUACAAUGUCAAGAAGAGAAGGAUUUGCAGGUCAAUAUUGGUAGAUGAGCAGUUGUGCAACACGCAUUCCCAUGGUGAUGACCAUUCGUCGUUGUGUACUGUUCCUUCUGCUGACUAUGGAUGUAGUGGGUUACCAUGUACUGACAUGAGCCGCUGCGGUCAUCAAAUGAAACGCCACGGUCCCACCAACUCCAUCUAUAUGACGCAUGGGAAGUACACUGAGACAAAGCGGGUUCCUCUAAUUACCAUAGAGUGUACACCAGAAUUGGACAUUGGCAUGGUGGAAGAGACCCAUCCAUCAUAUGACUUAUACCAGCUCUUCUUCAGCGCAAAGGACACUGGACACAAGGGUGCUUCUCGGGACAGGACCUACGUCAUCGGAGCACACCAUGAUUUGACGUCUUGUAAAUUUGAUCCCCACACUAUGAAGGACUUCAUUUCAAAGAAAAUGAUCAGUAAGGUCCAAACCAGACCUUCUGACUACUUUUUUGCAACGGUUCCAGAAGUUUUGCAGGAAGCAGAGAAGUUAGCUCUCAAAAGAAACAUUUCUUUCAAACCCAGGCAGUUGGAUUUGACGUACCUUUUGACUGACCGUGAAAAAACAUCACUGCAGUCAUACCAAACUGCCUAUUUGGAAAUUUUUGGGGAGGACCCGUCCACCAAUCAGGACUUAGUUGUCUUUCUUGGGGACAAUGGGGGUUCUUGGAAAAGCUGGUCUGCCCGGAACAAUCAAAUUCCGACAUUUCGAAGAAAUUGCAAGACCGGCCUAUUUUGGAGUAGCUACUUCAAGCGUUUCUUGAUUUCGAGGGAAAAGUUGGCCACGAUGGGCUGGCCGGUAGUCCCUGGAAUGGCAAAAGCCAUGAAUUGUCCAGUGACUCCUUCACAGGAUGUGCUAAGGGCAAGUGAUCUAGCAGGAAAUGCUAUGAACUUUACAACAGUGGGUGUGGCACAGCUCAUAGCCCUGAGCUGCUUUGGGCCCAUGUUCUGA